Tachysurus vachellii is the source of this 2280-nucleotide messenger RNA. It is a transcript of the gene ttc38, whose product is annotated as tetratricopeptide repeat domain 38. The transcript is spliced from 14 exons. The coding region runs from base 127 to 1527 and encodes 466 amino acids. Gene Ontology annotation, molecular function: protein binding. NCBI's taxonomy places the organism in Eukaryota, Metazoa, Chordata, Actinopteri, Siluriformes, Bagridae. The record is from RefSeq and is a predicted model, not a curated record.
AAACCCACCACCAGAAGAGAAGAAAUCCGGUCCGGGUUUUACUGCUGUCUCAGCUUUAGGCUGAAUUUACAUACAACUUUUCCUUGUCAACUUUUACAGCCGUGUAGGAAAAACAAGUCUUUUGCAAUGAUUGCUGCUAGUUUUAGAGACUGUGCGGCUUGGAGGUCAGAAGGCCUCCCACUGUCCACCAGCAGCAAUGAAGCCUGUAAAUUAUAUGACUCCAUACUUACACAGUAUGUAACAUGGCGUAAUGAUGAGACCCUUGGAGGAAUAGAAGGAUGUAUGGCAGCAGUCCAAGCAGCUGACCCGGACUUUGUGAUGGGUCAUGUGAUCAGUACUGGACUUCAGUUGGUGGGGACAGGCAGUUCAGUGCUGCGGGACCAAAUGCUGGCCAGUGCUGUGAGCAAAACGGUGGAUCUGGCUGGGUGCCAGGAGCUCACAGACCGAGAAAAACAGCAUGUCAAAGCCAUCGAGCUCUUUGCAAAAGGAGCCCUGGCUAAGGCCUGUGAUGUGUGGGAAGAUAUUCUGGUGGAGCACCCCACAGACAUGCUAGCUUUGAAGUUUUCCCAUGAUGGCUUUUUCUAUCUGGGUGAGCAGACUCAGAUGAGAGACUCUGUGGCCAGGGUUCUUCCCCACUGGAAACCACACAUGCCUCUCUACAGCUAUCUAAAAGGCCUGUAUUCAUUUGGACUUCUUGAAACUCGUUUCUAUGACCAAGCUGAGAAAGUAGCAAAGGAGGGUCUUGCUUUAACUCGUGAGGAUGGCUGGUGUGUCCACUCUGUAGCCCAUGUCCAUGAGAUGAAGGCAGAAAUAGAGAAAGGGCUGAAGUUUAUGGCAUCCACUGAGAAAGACUGGGUGGUGUGUGACAUGUUGGCAUGUCAUAACUACUGGCACUGGGCACUUUAUCACAUUGAGAAGGGAGACUAUGAAGCAGCAUUAAAAAUCUUUGAUGAGCAGGUAUCCCAUCGCUGUGUAAACUCAGGAGCCAUGCUGGACACAGUGGAUGCCUGUUCGCUGCUCUACAGGCUGGAAAUGGAGGGCGUGAGUGUGAAAGAGCGUUACCGGGAGCUGUUGCAGGUAACUGAGCCCCACUCUGAGGACCAUACUCUUCUCUUUAAUGACCUGCACUUUCUUAUGGUGUCUUUGGGCUGCAAAGAAACAGGAAUCACACAAAGACUACUGGAGAGCCUGCGAGAGUUGGCAAAAAACCCUGAAGAAAACCAUCAGCAUCAGCUUGCUAGCACUAUUGGGAUACCCAUGUGUCAGGCCUUGGUGGAAUAUGAUGAGGGAAACUACAGAAAGACUGUGGAGCUGCUUAAACCUUUAAGAUACUGCUUCACGAAGAUAGGGGGCAGUGAUGCACAGAGGGACGUUUUCAACCAGCUACUUAUCCAUGCUGCAACGAAGUCACAAGACAAACACCAUCAAAGAUUUGCCAGGUGCCUGCUGGUUGAAAGAGAUGCAGCGAGAAUGAACUCCCCUCUCACUGACCGACUCAUCCAAAGAGCUCACUCUCUACACAUUUAACUGCUCAGGACAUCUACUACAGACAUAUUACUUCACCUGUUACCACUUAAAUUAAAACUACUGCUAAAUCGCAUUAAUAUACUCGGUCAACCUGAGAUAUCAGAGCUGUUGAAUUUUUCCACACGAAUUCAGGGGUGUUGACUACAUUUCUCUAACAGCAGCUCUGAAAAUAGUUUUGACUGCAAGGCAAACCACAGGUAUAUAUUAAUGUGCAUGUUCUAAUACAUUAGGGUUUCCAUGGUAACAGCUAGCAUAGGGAAUUUUAUUGUGGAUGCAGCAUAUAAAUGAAAUAGAAAAAGCACACUUUCAUUGAUGUAGUGAAGUGUCCCAUGAUGAGAGUUUUAGCUUAUAUAUUCUCCAGUUUUCUAGUCUCUGGUGUCUUUGUAACAUGACAAGCUGCAUUUAUUUGUCUUAUUAAUUUUAAGUAAAAAAAUGAAGCUAGUGUGACUCUCCCAUGAGAGGAACCUGUUCCUUGGACACUCCACAACAUUAAAUGUAACUUUAUUAACAAACAUAAAGUAUGACAUAAAGUAUUCCUUAAUUAAAACAAUUUGUUAAUCUUGCCAUUUUGCUGCGGUCUAAAAAGAUUACGCCUCUUUUUACUGUUGUUGGAAAAUAGCUAAAAAAUGGAGUGGUGUGAUUACCACACUGAAGUUUAUUAUUUUCCAAUAACACCUGUCCCAUGUUUUACUCCUUACUUAAUCACCGUUAUGUCCACACUAAACAAAAAGAUACAGAACAGCAUUUAAAUAA